Molecule: messenger RNA, 3404 nt
Organism: Thrips palmi
Lineage: Eukaryota; Metazoa; Arthropoda; Insecta; Thysanoptera; Thripidae
Product: PHD finger protein 14
Exons: 18
Coding region: 219-2933 (904 amino acids)
Biological process (GO): regulation of transcription by RNA polymerase II
Source: RefSeq, a predicted model, not a curated record
UUUCCUUCUCUUCCCAUCUGCUAGCUAACUGAACGCGGCAAGCCACCUCAAGCUUCCCUAACCGCAAUUUCUUGAAGGCGGAUAAUGGGAGUUAUCAUCCCUUGAAGAAAUUUAAGUCUUGCACUUUAUCCCCUUGUCGCUGGGCAUUUGUGACGUAACUUUGGAGGAGCGCCUUGGGUUGUGCCGCUGGAGAAAACCGGAAAUCUACCUCGUUUAAAAUGAGUUGGCUUUCAAUUUUUGCAGGAGAGCGGGAUCCAAAUAAAAGAAAAGUUAAGCCAGUAGAACAACCACUGUUUGAUUUGGAUUUAGAGAGCUCUGAUGACAGUGAUUUCAAUCCUGAGGAACACAAAGAUGGGUCAGACGACUCCCUGGAUUCCAAUGACGAAGGAAGCAAACAAGGUAGUGGGAGUGAUGGUUCUAGUGAUGAUGAUGAUGACGACGAUGAUGACAGUGAUGAUGAUUCUGACAAUGAUGAGGCAGAAAAUUCCAAAUCAUCAGGUAUCACUGCUGAGGAGUUGCAGCAGAGGCUCAAUUCAGCUGGUGGCUUAAAUUCUGAAAUUGUCAAGAAGGUGAAGAAGAACUUGGUAAAACGAUGUUGGGGCUGCUUGGGAGAUAGUAAUGAUGACUUUGAUGAAUUGGUAGAAUGUGAUAGCUGUGGUGUAACUGUCCAUGAAAAAUGUUAUGGAAUGUCUGACAGUGAUAGCUUAGCCAGUGUAGAUUCUUCCAAUCCUGACUUGCCAUGGUUUUGUGAUGUCUGUCGAGCUGGAGUGACUGACCCCAGUUGUGAGCUUUGUCCAAAUUCAGGUGGAAUUUUCAAAGAAACUGAUGUGGGCCGAUGGGCUCAUUUAGUUUGUGUCUUGUAUAUACCUGGACUAUUUCCGACUGAUGGAGAAAAAUUAUCCCUGUUUAAAAUGCCCUACACUAAGUUUGGUGCCAAGGUUUGCACUCUAUGUGAAGAUGAGCGUUUGGCAAGAACUGGUGUUUGCAUUGAAUGUGAUGCCGGGAUGUGUCGUACAUAUUUUCAUGCCUCAUGUGCUCAGAGAAUGGGUCUCCUUCAAGAGGCUCACCUAGAGGAUCCAGAAACAGAAACAGUUGACAAAUUUUAUGCACACUGUAAAAUGCACUCUGAUAAACUGCUGACCAAACGACGGCGUCAAAAUUUCAUUCUUUUGCAAGACCGUUUGAAGGAACGAAAACAGGAGCAGGAGCUGAAGGACAAGAAAGAAGUUGAGAGAAUACAAAGAAAGUUUAGAAAAGCCCGAAGUCACUAUUUAGAUUAUCGCACUGCAAAUUCUCAGGCAUUUGUGCCACCGACUCAAAAGAUGCCUAGAGCGUUGGUUACAUCAGCCACUGCCUGUCGUCUUUUGUGGCGCAAGGCAGAAUUGGCUGGAAUGAACACAGGAGCCAUGGAGGCCCAGGAAGCUCAAAUAUCAUCACUGAAAGAUGUGAAUAGAAAGUGGCACAUUCCUCCCUCUUUCAGUGUUGAGUUCAUAGCCUAUUUCCUAGACCGUGUUGGAAGGAUCUCAAAAAUGAAGAAGCAACUGCAAGACUAUGUGGAGAGUAAUGCUCAACUGCUUGAUGAGCAGAAGGCCAGUGGUGAAAAAUAUGAGCAGUUAUUGACCAUCAAAGCAGAAGAGGAUGAAAAGAAUAAGGUACUAAAGGAAAAAAUAAAGAUGCUUCAUGGAAUGAUUCAUGCUAUUUGCCCCAAGAAAGCCUUACCUUCUGUUGAAUCACUUAGCAAACCUCCACCCACAGCCAAUUCUCAUGCUGUUCCCACUGCUGGAGCACUGAAAGCAUUCCCAUACUCUUUGGCUCAAGGCUUUGCGGCUGCUCGUACUUUGCCUAAUUCUGUGGCUGUUGCCCACACUGCUGCUGUGGAUGCCUCCUCGACUAUUAGCUCAAGUUCAACUGUAGCUCCAGUCCUUGGGCCAUGUGGGAAAUGUCGACAAAGCAAUGACCCACAUCUUCUUGCACACUGUGAUAACUGCAAGCAGUAUUACCAUUUAGGCUGUUUGAAUCCACCACUCACACGAAUGCCAAAGAAAACUAAGCUCUUUGGCUGGCAAUGCUCAGAAUGUGAUAGAGAAUCUUCUGGAUCGGAUGUUCCAUGCUUAGAUCCUGAAGCUCCUAGGAAACUCAGGCGCAAAUCGGACAAAAGUCAUGGCAAAUCUGAUGGAGAAGCUGUUCAAAGUGACUCGGGACUACUCUCCAACAUUUCCAUGGAUGCAGGAAAUGAUGCUGACAUAGAGAUUAUUCCUGGCCCAAGUACUGAUUCGAAGCCCAAAGCUUCCAAGAAAAAGCGAAAGGAGAAGCACCGGUACUCCCCUGAACUUAGCCCAGAUGGUUCAAAUGCUGAGCGCAAACGGAAAAGGAAAAAGAAGAGUUUUGAUCAUGAAAAUUGGCAGGUUUCUCCUACCCAUCCUCAGCCUCAUGUUCCCAAAAUUAAGAUAAAGACAAUUACUCCAACUGGUUUGGGACAAACUGUACAGACUUAUGUGGCAUCUGCGAUGACUAGUGAUGAAGAUGUGGCACAUCCACUCCCGGUCCAACCAGGAUGUGUGCUACCAACAAGCCAGGCUAUCACACCACACAUGGUCACAACUUUGGUCUCAUCAGCCAGCCCCAUGAUGAAUGCUGGUAUCAGUCCCAUGUCAAUUUCUUCAACAACCACAACUUCACUACCGCCUACAGACAUGGGACCUCGUCCUCAAAGACUUUCAGGGGCCAAAAAGAAGGUGGAAGACAUUUUGACUCAAUGUGACCAUUGCCAACAGCCUGGUUCCAAGGAGAAUCUUGUGAGGUGUGAUGAGUGUAAGAAAUGUUACCAUUUCCACUGCCUCGAUCCCCCUGUGAGGAAAUCCCCGAAGAUUCGAGGAUAUUCUUGGCACUGUGCGGACUGUGAUUCUUCGGACUCUUCCUCAUCUGAUAAAUAAAUGGGUUCUAUCAGUUAAAAUUGAAACCCUUCUUUUUUUUUUACUGAUAGGGUUUUGACAGAUAGUCAGUCUCAGCGUAAUUCAAGAGAUCAAAUUUCUCUUACAUUUAUAUCUUGAAAUUGAUUUGUGUAUAUUUAUUUAUGCAGUGCAGUGUCUGCCCGACAAUGGCUGGACUUUCUAUGUGAAAUAUGUUUUGAUUUUGCAAAGCUGAAGUUAAGCAAGUUGAUUUAAGUUAUGUGUUUUGAUUUGAACUUAACAUGAAUUCUUAAAUUUAAUGUUGAUUAGGAAGACAGUUCCAAGCUUAGUUUGAUAUUAUUAAAGAAGAAUGUUUUUAAAUGAUUGGAAAAAAGAAAGGGCUGUGUUUAUAUUUUUGUGUGGGAAGUUCAGUUUUUUUCCUCUUCAUGUAAAAACAUAUUUUCUUUUAUUAUGGAAGGAAAGCAUAUUAUUCUAAAUAAAUUGUGUUUCUUUCAA